Cryptomeria japonica (Japanese cedar) is the source of this 851-nucleotide messenger RNA. RefSeq lists its product as uncharacterized. Gene Ontology annotation, molecular function: RNA-DNA hybrid ribonuclease activity; nucleic acid binding. The coding region runs from base 1 to 483 and encodes 160 amino acids. NCBI's taxonomy places the organism in Eukaryota, Viridiplantae, Streptophyta, Pinopsida, Cupressales, Cupressaceae. The record is from RefSeq and is a predicted model, not a curated record. The transcript has 5 exons.
AUGGCAAUGCAGUCUGUUUAUAAACUUGAAUUCGCUGCAACAUCUGAUGGAAAUCCUGGGAAGUCAGGAGCUGGAAUAGUAUUGUGCAGGCCUGAUGAUUCUCUGGUCUGCAAACUGAUGGUUGGCUUAGGUACAAUGGCGAAUGCGCGAGCAGAUUUGCAUGCUUUAAUAUUAGGGCUCAGAGCAUCUUUGGAUAGAGGCAUAUAUCACAUUGAAGUUUCAGGGCAAUUUGCAUUGAUCAGUGGGUCGCAAGAGCACUUAUCUGAUAAAGAUGCGACGGAUUUAGAAAAAGAGGCAGAUACACUUAUUAAUACAUUCAAAUUAUUGUUGGUCAAAUACAAACCAAAUGUUUGUAUAACUGCUUCUUCCUUGGCCAAGAAAGCUGUUGGACUUCCAGAUGGAUGUGUGAAGAAAAUAAAUCAAGAUCACCAAGACGGGAGACUCAAAGACUUUGGAGACUGGUACCGGUAUUGGUAUGGCUAAUUUUCAAAAAUAGGAGACGGGUACUUGGAGAUGCCAAUUUUUUUUUAAUAUAAUUUAAUAAUUUUCAAAUAAUAUCAUAACAAUGUAACAUAGAACUUUGAAAACAAGAGCAAUGGUAAAGUAGUAGUUUUAACAUUAACUAAGAACUUUAUAAUUUUAAUAGACAAAUCAAAAUGUCAAAUCUGAAAUCACAAAUGUCAUUGUGUCAUAUAUAUUAUAGUCAAAGUGUUGAAAAUUUACACUACAUAUCUGAUAUCUCAUUUAGAUUAUCAUUACAUAUUGAAAUUCAAAAAUUGAUAAUUUGAUGCUGAUAUGCAGAAAAAUAAAAAAUAAAAUAAAAAUAAAUAAAUAAAUAAAAAAAUCUAUCA